AUUGGUUCCUACUAUAUAAGAGCUGCAAAGAAGACGUGGUGGUGGUUUUCGAUCGUAAUGAUUUACACGAACUAAUAGUCUAAAGCCAGAAGUCUCGUAACAGAAAACCUAGGAAGGUCUAUCUAUGGCUGGUCUUUAAUACGCAUUACGCCACGAAAUUUUACGGAUACACAAUGACGACAAGUCCUCAAGCAUAUUUUUGCCCUUGAUUCCCAUCCCUCUUCAUCUCUCACUUUCACGUCUUUUUCUCCCUCAAGCACUAUAUAAAGGUCCCCCGACUUCCAGCCAUCAUGCCUGAAUCAACCUGCACGGUAAGAACGCCUAUGCGGUAUCGAACACACGUCCGACACCACCUCCGACACACAGAACAAUCCAUUUCUUCCUCGGCAUCGACCUAGACACGCCGUGUCUAUGGAGUUCGGCAUGAAUUUUGGUCCGUCGGGCCUAGCUCCGUAUGAGGCCGUCUGCUACUACUCCGGGCUACCCUCUCGGCCACGACUCGUUGCCCGUACCGGUGUCGAAUGGACCGAGGACCCACAACAAGAAAUGUGGUCAUAUCACAAAUACCUGUCUUCAGUAGAGGAUCACCCGAUUGUUGAGCUUUGGAAAGAAGAUCAACCCCUCCCCCACCUCAUCAUGAAAGCGUUGGCCUCCCUCCCAUGGGUCGCGAUCGAUGUCCUCCGUGUGGGAGUCUUUCAUUUUGACAACACGAUUCCUGUCGUUAUGCUAGUCACUGUUGAGCCGGGCGAGACUCGGUGGGCAAUCGCCGAUUUGAUUGCUACGAAUUGCAAAAACAUCCUUACGCAGUUCGGCAUCACAGAUGUUGAAGUCGAAAUCAAAGAGUCCAGCUAUUGUUGCAGCACAUUGUCGGACUCAGAUACAUCAGAUAACGUGUCGAACGUUAGCGACCCUCCCCCCCGUCUCUAUUCUGGCAGCCCAGACGUUUUCCACCAGUAUCCGCUGGAUAAGCUCGUGCAGGAUUUGCGACACUUGAGCGACUGCAUUGGGACUCGAAUUCGCAAUGAUGCGACACCGUCGACUACAGGCACGAAGGGCAUUUACCUGAAUGUCGCCCCUGCCAAUCCUCAUAUCUGGACGUUCGAGCCAUGCACUGCUGCCCUCACCUGUCGACGCGUCGUAUUCCGAGGCAAAGAUGACUCGGGAAAAGUCUACCAUUGGGAUGGCCAGGUCUCUACGAGACAAUUCAUCAGCCAGGACACUGGAGUCAGCGACAUUGCACACAAGAUCGAGAAGAAACUAAUUGAAGAAGGAAAGCGUGUAAACAGACUUGCUUUGUUUUCUCUGAAGUACGACUCAGGCCAACACGAAGAUCAAAGAACGGACCUGGAAGACGAGGUUUAUGAGAUCAGUCGGCAGGCCGAUGCUGCGAGGGCGGCUCGAAGCAUUCUGGACAUGACACAUGAGGACACGUCCAUUCAGAUCGGUCAUGUUCUUUUCGCCCAAGAGCUUUCUACCGCGUUUCCGAGAACCUCGAUGUCAUCAUCAGCAUCAUCAUCGCAGCUAUCGCCUGCGACUUAUACCAGAGGGUCUUGGCUUCGGGACUACGCCUUGGUUCAAGUAUCGGGCGAAGUCCAUACGCGGCCUGCCAAAAACCGUCUGCCGAUCAACUACGAUAAACUACGUAAGAAGCUUGAUGGAUCGGUCCCGGAAUACCCGCGGCGAAAAUUUACGGGAGACGCGACGGAGGGAAAUGCCGUCUUGUCCUCGGAGGUUGUUCCUGAUGGCAAGGCAGGCAAGAGACGGGUCGUAGGGAAAUUCGGCGUGCAUGGAUUGACAUUCGGUUUCGUUAACGGAGUCAAGUCCGUUAUCCGGAAGCGUCAAAUUCACAAUGUCGUUGAUGAGCAUGUGGCCUGGGAGAUAUGUGUGGUUUCUACCGACCGAGUUAAUAGCAGCGCCUUUUCUAGAGGUAGUGACUCUGGAUCGGCCAUCUGGGAUUUGAAAAGUCGUGUUCUGGGGAUGAUAACGGCAGGGCUAGGGGAUCCAGCGACGUCAAUAAUGGAUACGACGUAUGCUACUAGUAUGGAGAGGAUCCUUCAGGACCUCGAGGCCAGCGGAAUCAAAGCAACUCUGGGAUAA
Molecule: messenger RNA, 2097 nt
Organism: Sodiomyces alkalinus F11
Lineage: Eukaryota; Fungi; Ascomycota; Sordariomycetes; Glomerellales; Plectosphaerellaceae
Exons: 3
Coding region: 412-2097 (561 amino acids)
Source: RefSeq, a predicted model, not a curated record